This is a messenger RNA of Schistosoma turkestanicum, 4009 nucleotides long. The record is from the annotation of a GenBank genome assembly. NCBI's taxonomy places the organism in Eukaryota, Metazoa, Platyhelminthes, Trematoda, Strigeidida, Schistosomatidae.
CCCAAAUCGAGUGAUCAAGACAUUUUAUUAUGUUUUCCUCGUACAGUAAUGCUGUUUAUUUGUUUUUGACAGGUAUUACAUUCACCAACCUUGAUGUUAACACUUGUAAGAAUCGUCAACUUGGAGUUCGUCUUUUUAACCAUCCGCGUUUUAUUCAUUUAGUCAUUUCACAACUAAUAAUCCCGUACAAUCACAUCUCCAAUAUAUUUUACUCCGAGAAAAUUCGGUUUGUUUAGGAAAAGCUAUUUUGAUAAUGGAGAUGAAAGACAAUCCCCCAAAACCUUUUGUGUUUCCAGUUAUGAAAAAGACAAUCGAAGAUCUUUUUACUAAGUCAAGGAUCACGAAAAAUGAUAUUGAAGCCUUCCAAGACAAAUAUUGGGAACAACUUGUUCCAAAUUUCAGUCAAGCACUAAAACUUUUAGAUAUACACGGAGUUCCGAGACAUAAUAUUUUAUGGAGCAUAAAUGAUCGCCUUAUGGAUGCUAUUAAGGCUAGAGUUGACUCGAAACCUGAUGAUUGCGAUCAGAAAAAAUGCCAAAAGCUGUGGCAGAAGCUUAUCAAGACGGGGAUAGUGUAUAUCCAUCACCCAUACAUGCGUUCAUUAAUCAUGCAGGUUCUUGGAAAAAUGAAUUCGAUUAAAGAAAGACAUGUCAACUUAAUUGUUGAUAACAAAUAUUUAUAUGAUGAUGCCCCUCUACCGGUCUUACGUCAUAUUUGGGUUGCUCAUCCUCACAAGUUUCAAGAAGAAUUAGAUAAAGUUGUGGCAACAUUUCAAUCUACAUGGUCCACCGCUAUUUUGGAUGCUCUUUCAAUGUCUAUCAUGUCCACUGCAUCGACAACAGCUGAUCUUGUCCCGAUUCUUUAUUGGCCACCUCGUCGUCGUAGACGUGAUCCUUCAAUUGUACGAAUUGUUGAAAUGAUUGGAGAAGGACAAGUUUUGUAUGAUAAGACUAUUAGUAUACUUCGAGAUCAAUGUAUAAAAUGUGAAAAAGCAGCUUAUUCACUUAUGGAACAACAAAUCAAAUCGACAACUGUUAAUAAUAAUUCAUCUGAAGAAAUAAUCGAUGAACAACCACCAGCUAAACGAAGUAGACAACGUUUGUCAAGUAAAGAAAAAUCUUCAGAUAUUAUACAAACACCAAUGAAUCAAUCUAUUCCAUAUAUUCCAUUAGCUUUUAUGCCUAAUCAACCGUCAGUUGCUUCAGCCACUUUAUGUACAUUACGUUUUGAUUUGUUGAUGAGUUUGAAUGAAGCAAAAAUCGAUCGAUUAUGUGUUCCUGAUAGAAUUCAUCGGUUUGUUUGGUGCUUAGAUGCAUGUGUUCGUAAUCGUCGAAUUGAUCAAAGACAUGCCAGUGAAUUAGCUUAUCAUUUGCAAUUACAACGUCGCCGUUGGGCUAAAGAAACAGCCGAUGAAAGUCAUGAAUCACAUGAAGAAGAAUCUGACGGAAACACCAAUGGUGAACUAUUUAAACGUGGGCAUUCUGGUUCUUCUUCUUCUCGAAGUAAACAUUCUAAAAGUGGGAAAAUCAAUCGUAAACAAUCUCCUACAAAUGCAGAAAAGCAUUGCAAUUCAGAAGAUGUAGAAAAGAUAUCCGAUGUAAACUUGUUAGAAAAAGAUAUGCAUAUGGCUUGUCGAGAUCCAUGGGUUGUAUACACUAUUUGUACAUCAUUAAUUCGUUAUGUACUUAAUGGACUUUAUGAAGAUAAAUUGCCUCGUGAUAUACCAGAAGUACACUUACUUGUACAUUUAUUAGUACUUGGCUUAGGCGAUGAUUUAAUUCCGAAUUCUUGUUUACAAUUAAAAACUAAAGAAAAUUUUGGAUCUAAACGUUCUGCUACUUCUACUUCUACUUCUACUACAUCGUCAUCAUCAUCCUUGUUAUCAGAUAAUGAAGAGUCUAUAUUGAAUUGUCCAUCAAAAGCAUUAAUUAGUUAUAUUCUACCAGCUAUUGCACAAUUACAAGUAUUAACAUGGAGAGCACAAGUAGCUGAAGAAAUUUUAACAUCAAGUAAUAAUUUAUGGCCUAGUACAAAUUUAGAAAAUACUACUGCAAGUAAUAAUAAUAAUAAUAAUAGUAAUAACAGUACUAGUGGAUCAACAAUAUCUAAUAAUAAUCAGGCAAAUCAACGAUCAACAUUGCAUGAAUCCAGAGAAUCCACUAAUUCAUCAUCAUCCUCAUUGCCAACAUCACCACCAUUGGUUUGGCAAAAACGUAUUAAAGAUGCUACUCAAUGUGUCAAUAUCACUGUUCCAUCAGGUUAUUUAGCUCAUCCAAUUGGUUAUUUAAUGUUACAAUAUCAUUGUUUAUUUUGUUUAGAACGUAAUGAAUUAGCUACAUUACGUGCAUUAUUAAAAUUAGCUGUAACACUUGCACAAUCUCGUACAAAUCGUCCUAGUCAUCAUCAUCCUAAUAAAUCAACAGCUAUAUCGCCUCAACCAGUGACACCAACAAAAAUGCCAAAUUCUGAUUUAUUCAUUAAUCAUAAAUUCGGUCUAUCUGUUGUUUUCCGUUGGCGUCCAGAAGUUUUACAAGCUUUAGUUUUAGGAAUUUCACGUUUACCACAAUCUGCACCGGCUUUUGUCAAUAUUAAUCGAAAUACACAUGUUACAGAAGGUUCUGUUGAAUUGUCUUUAAAUGACAACACUAACCAAUCAGAUUCUGAUAAUAAUUCGUCGAAUACAUCAUCAUUAAUUCGUAAUAAUUCAAUGAUAUCAAAUGUGAUUUCUAACAAUGAAUUAGGAAAUAAUAUAAUGAAUUCUACCAGUCAAAAUAUUAAUUCAGAAUCACAUUCUAAUACAACCGGUUCAAUUGUUACUCGUGCUAAUCUAGCUGGUCUACUUAGAUCUAGUUUACCUUUAAUUAAUGAUGUACAAUUAUUAGCUCUUGCACAAGUUGCAUUACUUGUACCUGGACCAACUACUACUACUACUAACAGUAGUAGCAGUGGUAGUAGUAGUAGUAGUGGUACUAAUUUAGGAACUGGCAGUAACAGUAGCAAUGUAUCAUCUAUGCAUUGUUCAUCAUCUAACAAUCAUAAUAAUACUAAUAAUACUACAGAUAUUGGCAGUAUCAAUGAACCUGUUUCACCUGCACCUAUAUUAAGUGAACGUGAAAGACUUGUCAAUACAUUGGCUAGACAUUGUAAUAUUACAUCGAUUAGUGGUGGUGGUGGCAAUACUGCUGCUGCCAUAUCAUCAUCAUCAUCAACUGUGGAUUCUAAUUUAUUAUUUGAAUCAAGUACACAACAAUCCAGUAGUGGUAGUACAGUAGUCGGUUCAAGUGGAACUUAUAAAUCAUCAAAUCCACGUGUUUUAGCUGCUUUAGAUGUUCUUCGUAAAGAUAUUGAAAAAUGUCAUAAUUCACUUGCAUCACCGUUAACACCGACAAAUUUAGUUGGCAUAAAAACUGGAUCUAGUGGUUAUAGUUCAUCAUCAUCAUCAGCAAAUCUUGUAACAAAUUUUACUGGUUUUCAAAUGCCAGAUUUAUGGGUUGCUCCAUCACCUCGUAGUCCUAUAUCAAGUAAUAAAUAUUCACGUUUUGGUGUAGACUCAUUACAAUCAUCGAGUGGUAGCGGUAGUUGUAGUAGUAAUAGUAGUAGUAUCAAUAGUAGUACAUCACUAACUGGUUCCAACUUAUCAUCAUCAUCAUCAUCAUGUUACUCAUCAUCGUAUGGUUUGCAUUUGCCUAUUGGAACACCUCUUACUAAUCCAGGUUUAAUGGGAUCUACAACACCUCAUUUAAGUAAUCUACAUAUUGGACAAGGUCAAAUGCCAAGUCUACGUAAACCAUCAGCGCCUACUACUUCGACUGGUCAAUUAUCAUCAUCAUCAAGUGAAUUCCGUACGCCUCUAUCGCCUAAUCCUAUUCAUCAUCAUCAUCAAAGGAAUAAGUUUGGCCCUGAUACAUUUUAUGCUUCAUGUCCAUCUCCGGCUGUACAUCGAUCGGGAGCUUCUCAUGAUAAUAGUAAUAAUAUGAUUAUUCCUAGAUCUCCUUCACCACCAGCGUAA